Messenger RNA from Mobula hypostoma (lesser devil ray), 797 nucleotides. It is a transcript of the gene mrpl57, whose product is annotated as mitochondrial ribosomal protein L57. The transcript has 3 exons. The coding region runs from base 228 to 539 and encodes 103 amino acids. NCBI's taxonomy places the organism in Eukaryota, Metazoa, Chordata, Chondrichthyes, Myliobatiformes, Myliobatidae. Gene Ontology annotation, biological process: mitochondrial translation. Gene Ontology annotation, cellular component: mitochondrial ribosome. The record is from RefSeq and is a predicted model, not a curated record. Gene Ontology annotation, molecular function: structural constituent of ribosome.
UGCAGUUUCUGCUUAUGAUGAAGCCGGGUGGUGCUGGAAACGCAGUGUAGGUCUGCUGACACCUUUGGGAGAAUAAGGCCUUCAAUUUUCCUCGGUUCUGAAUUACGUAUGGUAUCGGUAGAAAACGAGUGAUAUGCAACAGGAACAGCUUACAUAUUAAGCUAUGAGAUCAAUUUGAGAAGAAACACUAUCUUUACAGAGGAAACACAAGGUAAAGUUGUAGCAAAAUGUUCCUUACAGCAUUUUUGCUUCGAAAAGGAAUACCAGGCAAACAAUGGAUAGGGAAAUACAGACGUCCGAGAAAGAUAACAUGGCAAAUGAAGCGCAAUGUACUUCGGAGGUUGGAGAUUGAAAAGGAGACAGAAUACUGGCUCAGCCGCCCUUGGAUGACAAGGGAACAAGAAAAAGGUCAUGCAAAGCAACGCAGAGCUGAGCAGUGGGAAGCUUUCAAGACUGCCAGAGCUGCAACUUUCCCUGCACCAAAGUACGUUGAAGAUCAUCUAAACCACUUAAAUACAACAAAAAAAUGGGGAAUUUGAAGCCAUUUUUGAAGAUGCUUCUUGAUAAUUGUAAACUCCAUGGGUUUUGUGAUUUCUAAAGUGCGUGAAAUAUCCUGUCAUGGUCAGAGUAAGUUUAUGAUCAUUAUCAGGGAUAUUGUACUUGUAUUCCACUGGUCCUGAUGAAAUAGUAUCUGUUAAGAAACAUGAAAAUUAAAUAUUCCUGACCUUAACUACAUUUUUUUUAUUGCUCUGGUUUCUGCCUUAGAUAAUUAGAAAAACUACCACUGCUGCCAGUGU